AUCGGGACAAGUUUUGGGGGAAUUGGAGCUAAUCCGGAUUCCGAGCCGAAUGACGAUGCCGAUCGCAUGAGCAAUGACUCUUGGGUUUUAACUGCUACUUAUUGUGGCAAGUCGAAACGACCAGAGGUUGGGAAUUUCUCUGUCAAGAGCCAUGAGCACAGGCCUCCAAGGCAAUCUGAAUGUGGCUCGGCUGUUGUUGAGCUGGGCAUUGAGCUAACGGAGGACACAUCAACUGCUUCCUCAUCUGGCGGUAAACCUACUGCCACUGUGAAAUCAACAACGGAGGCCAUUAUUAGUGAAGAUGAUGAUACGAUUUGUGACUUGCUUAAGGUCGCAGCUCUGGGAGAGGACUUGGAAACUGCGGAGGAAGCUAUAUCGGCGCUUAGUGAGGAUUCUAUUUUUGUACCAUCGGAGAGGCCUGUGUUCAGCUGGCCCGCUUCUGAAGUUGCCUCCACUACAAGUAGUUGUGAGGCUACUGCUAAAACUGAAACAGAGCGAGCCGCCUUCAGGCAGUCGAGAUGCUCCAGGACGGAUUCGGAACUUAGCAGUUCGGUGCACCGGAUGAUUCAUUGUACUGGCAGGGCAGACAAUAACGCCAACCUGUUUAACCCGAUUCCCCGAGAGCUUUUCCCGAUCUCUCAGGAUCAGUUUGUUUCCUUGCUCACGGUAAAUUUAUUUAAAUCAACUUUUACUUUUUUUUUGCAUGACUUAUUGAAACGGGUUUUCUUAGUAAGUCUUCGGGCUACUGGUGACUUAUAA
Messenger RNA from Protopolystoma xenopodis, 759 nucleotides. The record is from the annotation of a GenBank genome assembly. NCBI's taxonomy places the organism in Eukaryota, Metazoa, Platyhelminthes, Monogenea, Polystomatidea, Polystomatidae.